CCGUCAUGUCUGGGGAUUACAGCAUCUACACUGGACAGAAGAAGACCUUCACUAUCCCCGACUAUGUCCUUUUCAGUCUCACCUUGGCGGUAUCGGCUGGGAUCGGACUUUUCUUUGCAAUCAAAGACAGAAACAAUGUUAAUUCUAAGGAGUUCCUUUUUGGAGGUAAAGAUAUGUAUGUCCUUCCAGUGGCGAUGUCGCUGCUGGUGACGUUUUUGUCUGCACUGACGUUGCUGGGAACGCCCGCUGAGAUGUACAACUACACGACGAUGUUUUGGUGGUUAUGUCUUGCAUUUGUUUGUGCAAUGGUCUUGGCCUCAGUUGUAUUCACCCCAUUCUUCUAUAACUUGCAAGUGACAAGUGUAUUUCAGUAUCUUGAGCUGCGUUUCAGCAAGCCUGUCCGUGAUCUCGCCUCCCUGAUCUACAUUCUGCAAACAAGUGCGUAUAUGUCGUUCGUCCUCUACGCUCCUUCCCUGGCUCUGAAUGCGGUGACUGGAUUUGAUCUGUGGGGAUCCGUAUCAGCUGUUGGGAUCGUGGUGACGUUGUAUACAGCUCUGGGAGGAAUGAAGGCAGUGCUGUGGGCAAACACCUUCCAGGCUUUGGUUAUUAUGGCGGGGCUGUUGGCGGUUCUCAUCCAGGGUUCCAUCGUCAUGGGUGGCUUCCAGAACGCCUGGGACAUCGCCGGGAACAGAUCAAGGAUUUACUUCCACGACUUCAGCUUUGACCCCACUACCCGUCACUCUUUCUGGUCGGUUGUAAUCGGCGGGUCCUUUUUCUGGACGUCACUGUACGGAGUUAACCAGGCUCAGGUCCAGAAAGCCCUGUCUUGUCCAUCUGUGUCUAAAGCCCAGCUGGCAUUCUUUGUAUCCUUGCCUGGUCUUAUGCUCAUCGUCAGCCUGUGCUGCAUGAUCGGCAUCGUCAUGUACGCCUUCUACGCCGACUGUCACCCCAUGGCAUUCAACAACCUCAUCACCAACUCAGAUCAGCUCCUGCCCUUUUUUGUAAUGGAUAUUUUGGGCCAUGUUCCCGGAUUACCAGGAGUGUUUGUGUCGUCUCUCUUCAGCGGAAGUUUGAGCACCAUAUCAUCCUCCCUGAACGCCCUGGGAGCCAUCAUCCCUAGGGACAUCAUCAAGCCGUACUGCUGCCCAAACAUUUCUGAUAAGUCCAUCACCAUUCUAUCAAAGGUUGUAGUUUUCAUAUUUGGGGGAGUUGCUAUCGGUCUCGCCGUCCUCGUGUCUCAACUUGGGUCUGUGAUGCAGUCUGCCUACAGCGUGUACAGCAUUCUCAAUGGACCGUUGUUCGGGUUGUUUAUUCUGGGCAUGUUCUUCCCUUGGGCAAACGCAUGGGGAGCUCUUGUUGGUACUGUGACCUCCUUAGCCUUCAUGUGCUGGAUCGGAUUCUGUGCAUUCGUCAACAGGGUUUCCACUGCCAAACUAUCCCCUGUCUUUACUCAUGGCUGCAAUUGGUCCGUCACGACGACAGCAAUGACUGUCACGACAACGUUAGGGACUACAACAUCAGGCUCCUCCGAGAUGACUACGGUUGCAGCGUCAAGUGAUCCGUUCAUACCGAUGUACAAGCUGUCCUAUCUCUUAUACACGCCGACGGCGAUGGCAGUGCUCGUCAUCGUCGCACUGUUCGUCAGCCUCAUCACUGGCUGCAGGGACCCACAUACCAUGGACCCUCGCCUGAUCUGCCCUCUGUUUGACCGCCUCUUCCCCUGUAUGCCGGAGAUGAUACUCAGACCUCUCAGAUGUGGAGUCAACCACAAUGUGGACUACAGGAAUAAGGUGUAUGAGAAAGCUGACGAGCUACCAGAAAAGAUCCAGCCAGUCGAUGACAACGGCGUUGAAAUGAAACCAUCCCGUGACGCGGAAGCAGGUGACUUGAAAGGUGGCACCAUUAAUCAAGGAUUUGAACCGAUAGACGCUAGGACCUCUGAACCGGAAGAGUUUGUAACACAUUUUUAA
This is a messenger RNA of Haliotis rubra (blacklip abalone), 1970 nucleotides long. Its product is annotated as sodium-coupled monocarboxylate transporter 1-like. The record is from RefSeq and is a predicted model, not a curated record. The transcript is spliced from 15 exons. Gene Ontology annotation, cellular component: membrane. NCBI's taxonomy places the organism in Eukaryota, Metazoa, Mollusca, Gastropoda, Lepetellida, Haliotidae. Bases 6 to 1970 code for a protein of 654 amino acids. Gene Ontology annotation, molecular function: symporter activity. Gene Ontology annotation, biological process: transmembrane transport; sodium ion transport.